AUGAAUCGGAUGUUGGUUCGACUAAAGCCGCCGCCGGCUAUCAUAGCUGCAUCGUUCGCCAUCAACAGAUCGACAACUUUGUUCCGACGACAGACGACAAAGGACUGCGUCAAGUUUACCGUGUCCUCGCAACGAUGCUACUCAGCGCCCGCAGAGUCCAACGGCCCACUGAAAGGGAUUCGUGUGUUGGACUUCAGCCGCAUUCUAGCCGCGCCAUUUUGUACACAAAUCCUGGCAGACUAUGGCGCCGACGUGAUCAAGAUCGAGCAGCCUAGCCUAGGGGAUGAGACUCGCUCCUGGAAGACCAAAGCCGAAGCAGCGAUCUGGAAAGAAAAUGUAGGGCCCAUGAGCAUGUACUUCGCCUCCGUGAAUCGCAACAAGCGUAGUUUGACGCUGGACUUGAAGCAACCGGAAGCACUGACGAUUGUCAAGAAGCUUGCGGAGAAGUCAGACAUCGUAAUUGAAAACUUCAUUCCGGGUGGAGCUGACAAGCUUGGUAUUGGAUAUGCGGCCUUGUCGAAGGUCAACCCGAGGCUUAUCUAUGCCUCGAUAUCUGGCUAUGGCGCAAGUGGUCCGUACGCAAAGCGAGCAGGCUACGAUGCCAUUGCAGCAGCGGAAGGUGGGCUCAUGCAUGUCACUGGUCACCCUGAUGGUGGGCCAGUCCGGCCCGGUCUUGGCAUGACCGACAUGAGCACCGGACUGUAUACCCAUGGAGCGAUCAUGGCUGCUCUGUAUGGUCGAGAGAAGACCGGUCGUGGUCAGUAUAUUUCUGCUUCGUUGUUCGAGACACAACUUAGUCUGCUGAUCAACAUCGGUGCCAACUGGCUGAAUAUGGGUGUUGAUGGAAAGCGAUAUGGUGCUGCUCAUCCGAGUAUCGUGCCAUACAACACCUGGCGAUGUAGGGACGGUGUCUGGCUCGCUCUAGCCGCGAACAAUGACCGCCAAUUCCUGAAGCUGUGCCAACUGAUCGACCGAGAAGAUCUGCCAAGAGAUGAACGUUUCGCGGUGAAUGCGCAGCGAGUAGAACAUAGGCCACUAAUGGAUGAGAUCUUCGAUACAGUCUUUGCUUCCAAGACCUCAGAGGAGUGGCUCAAGCUUCUGGAUGGCAGCGGCUUGGCGCAUGGUCCAGUGAAUAGUAUUCAGAAAGCCUUCGAGCACCCGCAAACUGAAGCUCGCGAUAUGGUGGGAGAUUUGGAGUGGGAUGCUUUGAAGAGCGGCCAGUGGAAGGCGAUUGGACCUGCGAUCAAGUUCAGUGAUACCAAAGCUGAGAUUCAGCAGAGGCCACCAGCGCUUGGCGAGCACACCGGUGAUGUUCUCCAGGAGAUUGGCUAUACAGAAAAGGAUGUCGAGCAAUUGCGGACCAAAGGUGCGAUCUGA
Messenger RNA from Recurvomyces mirabilis, 1377 nucleotides. RefSeq lists its product as uncharacterized. The coding region runs from base 1 to 1377 and encodes 458 amino acids. Gene Ontology annotation, molecular function: catalytic activity. The transcript is spliced from 2 exons. The record is from RefSeq and is a predicted model, not a curated record. NCBI's taxonomy places the organism in Eukaryota, Fungi, Ascomycota, Dothideomycetes, Mycosphaerellales, Teratosphaeriaceae.